GUACUUGUAUACAGAUAAUGAGCUCAUUAUAAUGAGGUUGAACCAUCUGAAAUAUGUUUAUGCAGUAUUUGAUUUGAUAACUGUAUUGUAUUGUAUCCACAGGUUAAUUGAACUAUCAUUUCCAUGUAUUAUUUCCAAGUUUUGUUCUUAUUUAUUUUUUUAAGUGUAAUUUCCCUGUAUUUGAAAUUUAUAGAAAUGUAUAUUAAACCAAAAAAGUAUGCAUUGGUGGUCUAACUUGGUUUUAUUCCUCUGUGUGCUGUUGUAGUUACACACAACCAGAUCAGGGACUACUUGGUCAAUGAAGAGCUUCCUGCAGCCAGUCUUGAUCCUCAAGUGGAAUUUGAAAAAAACAUGGAGAGCCUCUCUGCUAUGAUGUCUGAAUCCCCUGAAAUCCAGAGGGCAUCAUCAUCAUGGACUUUCAGGCAGCAACAAGCCUCACAAAGAUGGAAGGAGGCAAGGCCAUUUCACCUUAAAUGCCUCAUCCAAUCUCAGGGUGUUUGCCAACCAUUUUGUAGCCAUUGCAGCAAGCCUGCUGUUGUUAGAUGCAGAGAGUGCCUACCAGAUCAGUGGUUCUGUGAAACCUGCGAUACCAGUAAUCACAGGAGAUGGCCACUCCACGAUAGGGAGUCAGUCCUUGAGGGCUUUUUUAAAGCUAUUCCCCCAUCCACAUAUUUUGUAGGAGGGGAGGGAGGUUACACCUCACACGACCAAGGUAGGUAAUUGCAAAAACUCUUCUUUAUAAAGAUAGAUCUCUAAUAAAUCUAGUAGGCUUAUUUUGUGUUUAUCUUUCCUUUGCUAGCUUGUAUUUUGCCAAUGGUGAGAGUGACUCAAAAAUGUCCCUGUGAAGUCCCUAGUAUAACUGUGUCACCUGGCAAAGCGGUUAUUUUAAUUUCCAUCAAUGGGCGUUAUGACAUGCACCAGCCAUUGUUUGCAUGCCAAACAUGCCAGCAGCAGUGGGCUCCAGAGUUCUCUGACCUUGUAAACAGUGGAUACUGGCCAGCUUCCACCAGCUCUUCUACAUUGUAUACCCUCAAUCUUUUCAGCAGUGUAAGAGAACUGAAAGUCAUCGCGCCGGCACUGUCCAGACAGGCCUUUGCAAAGCUGUUGGAACAUCGUACAAAGUGUGGUGGGCGGUCAGGACCAGUAUGUGGGGACACGCUGCAGCGCAGCUUUCUGGAGUUUUCGUAUUGUGCUUUUGAGGAAGACAAUUUGUCCUGCGGUGCACCUUUCAGCUGCCCCGCUUGCACCCCAGACAUGCUGGCAAUCUCCGUGGAUGGCAACAGGAAGCUAUACCGGUUUCUCCGAAACGGAAGCUCUGACUCUUCAUUUUUUGAAGGGGCAUUUAUUGCAGAAGACAAAUCUGUGUCUGCAUUUGUUGAUGCCUUGCAUAAAGCUGUGAAACAGGCAGGUUUCAAAUUAUUUGUUAUUUAAAUUAAUAUGCUUUUACAGCCCAGAUUUGCUUUGAAUUGG
This is a messenger RNA of Misgurnus anguillicaudatus (oriental weatherfish), 1470 nucleotides long. NCBI's taxonomy places the organism in Eukaryota, Metazoa, Chordata, Actinopteri, Cypriniformes, Cobitidae. The record is from RefSeq and is a predicted model, not a curated record.